GGGUUCCGUUUCGCUGCCAAGUCCAACUUCCCUCGUUCUUCUUACCGACGGAUCAAUUCUGUGCAGAGGCUCAAAUUUUAAUUCUCCUAUUCUCUCGGAUUCUCAUAUUUGCAUGUGUUAUUUCAAUGUAAUCUUUCUCCCGAGGAUUCGAUUGACGCCGCUGUUAUUCGAAACGAGAUGGACGGACUGUAGCAAAAUUUUAAAGCAACCUUUCGAAGGCUUUGAUAUGAUGUCCGAAGAGGCUGGGCACCUGAUGUUGGUUUAUGAUGAUCCUUCGGAUCGUAGAUCUGUCUCCUUUGAUGGUACAAGCAGCACAGAGGAAUCGCCAGAUGAGACAAGACUCUCCUUAGAGACUGUAAAUGAUUCGAUUCCAUAUAUCGGGCAAAGGUUUCCAACUCACGAUGCUGCUUAUGAAUACUACAGUGAAUUUGCAAAACGUUGCGGGUUCUCAAUCAGGCGCCAUCGAACUGAGGGUAAAGAUGGCGUUGGGAAAGGUCUUACAAGGAGGUACUUUGUCUGCCACCGAGCAGGAAACACUCCCAUGAAAUCAUCGAAUGAAAACAAACCACAAAGGAACAGAAAAUCUUCACGUUGUGGAUGCCAAGCGUACAUGCGAAUAAGCAAGAACAAUGAAUUGGGCGUGCUUGAAUGGCGAGUCACUGGCUUUGCAAAUCACCACAAUCAUGAGCUUCUGGAGCAAGAUCAAGUGAGAUUCCUUCCUGCCUACCGAACUAUAUCAGAAUCUGACAAGAACCGGAUCCUCAUGUUUGCCAAGACUGGGAUUUCGGUGCAACAGAUGAUGAGGCUACUGGAGCUUGAGAAGUGUGUGGAACCUGGAUAUCUGCCAUUCACUGAGAAAGAUGUUCGGAAUUUGCUCCAAUCCUUCAGAAAAGCUGACCCUGAGGACGAGAGCAUAGAUUUACUCAGAAUGUGCAGAAAUAUCAAGGACAAAGAUCCCAGUUUUAAAUUCGAGUUUUCUCUUGAUUCGACUGGUAGAUUGGAAAACAUAGCAUGGUCAUACGCCUCAUCCAUCCAGGCUUACGAGAUUUUUGGUGAUGCAGUUGUCUUUGAUACGACACACAGAUUGACUGCUUUCGACAUGCCUCUUGGAAUAUGGGUCGGAGUUAAUAACUAUGGGAUGCCCUGCUUCUUUGGAUGUGCUCUUCUUCGCGAAGAAAACUUGAAGUCAUUCUGCUGGGCUUUGAAGGUUUUCUUAGGGUUCAUGAAUGGGAAGGCUCCUCAAACAUUAUUGACCGACCAAAACAUGUGCCUCAAAGAAGCCGUGGGAAUCGAGAUGCCAACCACCAAACACACCCUCUGCAUAUGGCUAAUUGUGGCGAAAUUUCCGUCGUGGUUCAAUGCUGUGUUGGGGGAACGCUACAACGAAUGGAAGGCCGAGUUCUAUCGACUGUACAACAUGGAAAGCAUCGAGGAUUUCGAAUUGAGCUGGAGGGAUAUGGUGAAUUCUUUUGGCCUCCAUGCAAAUCGACACUUAGCUAGCUUGUACGCCCUACGAACCCUUUGGGCACUACCCUACUUGAGAAGCAAUUUCUUCGCAGGGAUGACGACUCCUGGCCAUUCUAAAUCAAUCAAUGCAUUCAUCCAACGGUUUCUCAGCGCCCAAACCCGUCUCGCACAUUUCCUGGAACAGGUCGCCGUGACAGUGGAUUUCAAGGAUCAGACUGGCGAGCAACAGACGAUGCAGCAAAACAUCCAAAACAUCAGCCUAAAAACAGGUGCUCCCAUGGAAUCCCACGCCGCCUCCGUCCUGACGCCGUUCGCUUUCUCGAAGCUCCAAGAACAGCUCGUCCUGGCCGCCCACUACGCGUCGUAUCAAAUAGACAACAGCUAUCUCAUCAGACAUCACACCAAGAUCGACGGCGGCCGGAAAGUCUACUGGGCGCCGCGCGAAGGCAUCCUCAGCUGCAGCUGCCACCUGUUCGAGUUCUCGGGAAUCCUCUGCCGCCACGCCCUGCGCGUCCUCUCCACCGGAAACUGCUUCCAAAUUCCCGAAAGGUAUCUGCCCCUGCGAUGGCGCAGGAUCAACGUUCCCCCCAGCAGACACCUACAGGCGACGAUGCGCAGCGAUCACACGGAAAGGAUUCAGAUGCUGCAGAGCAUGGUGUCGACGCUGGUGACGGAAUCUGCCAAGUCGAAGGAGCGGCUGGAUUUGGCGAGCGAGCAGAUAUCGAUACUUCUGUCUCGGAUCCGCGAACAGCCCGUCGCGAGCAUCGGCCUGAGAGAGCUGCCUUCGACACAGAGAGGGUUGAGUUGAGUUGAGCCCCCCCGGCCCCCCUUAGGCCUAGCCUCCUAGCACAAGGUAAACUUGUAGAGUACAGUCAAGUUUUAUACAUACAUAUAUAUAUAUAUAUACACGCCUGUGUUGUCUAUAUAUGUUUUGGAGGCUGGAUCGUCAUGUUAUAUAUAAAGAUACAUACCUGUGGCGGAAGUAGGAUCAAAUUUGAGG
This is a messenger RNA of Andrographis paniculata, 2467 nucleotides long. RefSeq names its product protein FAR1-RELATED SEQUENCE 11. Bases 113 to 2275 code for a protein of 720 amino acids. The transcript is spliced from 4 exons. Lineage: Eukaryota; Viridiplantae; Streptophyta; Magnoliopsida; Lamiales; Acanthaceae. Gene Ontology annotation, molecular function: zinc ion binding. The record is from RefSeq and is a predicted model, not a curated record. Gene Ontology annotation, biological process: regulation of DNA-templated transcription.